Molecule: messenger RNA, 1029 nt
Organism: Elephantulus edwardii (Cape elephant shrew)
Lineage: Eukaryota; Metazoa; Chordata; Mammalia; Macroscelidea; Macroscelididae
Product: HLA class II histocompatibility antigen, DO alpha chain-like
Exons: 6
Coding region: 1-1029 (342 amino acids)
Biological process (GO): immunoglobulin production involved in immunoglobulin-mediated immune response; positive regulation of T cell activation; antigen processing and presentation of exogenous peptide antigen via MHC class II
Cellular component (GO): membrane; MHC class II protein complex
Molecular function (GO): MHC class II protein complex binding
Source: RefSeq, a predicted model, not a curated record
AUGGUACUCGUUAAGUUGCUAGCCCUGGGACUUCUUAUCUUGAUGACCCUCCUUUGCCUUCUGGAAGCACAGGCUAUUCAGGCUGACCACAUGGGCUCCUAUGGACCAGCUUUCUACCAGACUUAUGGUGCCUCAGGUCAAUUCACCAAUGAAUUUGAUGGGGAGCAACUCUUCUCUGUGGACCUGAAGACAAAGGAGGCUGUGUGGCGUCUGCCUGAGUUUGACAACUUUGCCUACUUUGACCCUCAGGGUGGGCUGGCCAGCAUUGCUGUCAUCAAAGCCCAUCUGGAUGUCUUAGUGGAACGCUCCAACCGCACAAGAGCCACCAAUGAGCCUCCCAGAGUAACUGUGCUCCCCAAGUAUCGAGUGGAACUUGGCCAGCCCAACAUCCUCAUCUGCAUUGUGGACAACAUCUUCCCCCCUGUCAUCAACAUCACCUGGCUGCGCAAUGGUCAGACAGUCACUGAGGGGGUGGCCCAGACUAGCUUCUAUUCCCAGCCUGACCAUUUGUUUCGCAAGUUCCACUACCUACUCUUUGUGCCCAUGGCAGACAACGUCUAUGACUGCAAAGUGGAGCACUGGGGCCUGGAUGAGCCACUGCUUAAGCACUGGGAGCCCAACAUCCCUGCCCUGCUACCGGAUACCACAGAGACCUUGAUCUGUGCCCUGGGCAUGGCCAUUGGCCUGGUGGCCUUCCUCCUGGGCACCAUCCUCAUCAUCAGCGCCACAUGCUUGUCCAGGGCUCCCAGGUGCACAGGGCCCCAGGAGAAUGGGCAGAGAAAAAGUGUGAGGGAUGCUGAGACCUGGGAGAAGGGAUUCUGGGUGAUGAUCAUUCACAAGUGCCACAGGUGCAUUUCGCUUAAGAAACUGCACACCAAGAAGAAUAAGGAGGAGUCUGCAGAGUAUGCUAAGCUUUUAGCCAAGAGAAUGAAGGAGGCCAAAGAGAAACGCCAGGAGCAGAUCGCCAAGAGACAGAAGCUGUCCUCUCUGAAAGCUUCUACUUCCAAAUCCGAAUCCAGUCAGAAAUAG